AUGUCGAGGUGGCACGAGCGCGGGUGCACCCAGCCUGAUGUCGUGGUCGCCGGCGGCCUUCCAUGCUGUCGAUUUUGCUACGGAGUAGCAUCGCUUGAUGACGUCCAGUUCGAUACUUCUCUCAGAAUAAGGCAAGCUCCUGUCCUCGAGGACAACUCUACAUACAACCUUCGAUGGCCUGCAUGCGUCGAUUAUGUCGACGCUCGACCAGAAGUCCCCCCCGAUGCGUCUACUAGCUCAAGCUCCGGCUCUACUUUUCCAUUUGGAGGAACUCAAAGCUCUCAACGAACGAAUCAUCUACUGAACAGGCCAGGCGCACCUUCGAAAGAGUCCGCGACGAUAGAGGGGCCACAGACGAAGCGAAGAAAACUCUCAAUCGCAGACGAGUCAUAUCGCCCAUCAAGAUGCUACCCGAUUCUAUGGGGAAGCCAAGAAAUACGAAUGUUGGAACUGGAUUCGGGGGAUAAGGAUAGUCUUCUCCACGGAAGCUUUCAGAACGUGGAAUUGGAUUCCAAACGGGCAAGAUACGAAGCCCUAUCAUAUACCUGGGCCGACUCUUCCGGAGACUCUACAAGAUGCAGACCAAUGUUCAUUGGCUCGUACUGGGACAUUAUCCCUAUUACUCGGAACUGUGAAAAUGCCCUUCGUAGCAUUCGACUUGUUGGGGAAAGCUUUCGUUCUAUUUGGGUCGAUUCUCUUUGCAUCAACCAGGAUGACACCGACGAAAGGAAUGCACAAGUCGCUCUUAUGCCACAGAUAUACGCUGCCGCCAUCGGAGUCUUGGCAUACCUUGGCCCAGCAGCUGAUGACAGCGAAAGAGCCCUCAGCGCCAUUUUCAACUCAAUGUCUCAUCGCAACUGUGGUCAUAAUGGAAAGCAAAGUCAAGUCUGCGCAGAUUGCUGGAUGCCUAUUAAAAAGCUUCUCAGCCGACCGUACUUUCGGAGGUUGUGGGUGGUCCAGGAAGUUGUUCUAAGCAAAACGUUGACACUCCACUGUGGUUCAAAGUCAACUCCAUGGCCUUUUUCGGCGAUGUUAACUCCUCUUAUCAAUAAUUCAUGGAUUACCACGCGGGAUAAAGCGACAGUUCGUCCUCUACAAAAUCUUCUCAGCCUUAUGGUUGACACAUCGGAAUGUUUGUGCAAGGAUCCACGAGACAAGGUGUUUGCUCUGCUGGGCUUAGCCUCACGAUGGUAUCCGUGGCCAGUCUUUCCCGACUACCGGCUUACGGUAGAGGAAGUCAGCAUUGGUAUUGCGGCCUAUUUGACACAGAAAUGCGGUCUUGGCAUGGCUGUCCUUCUCUUUGCAGGUGCGAACCGACCUCGACGAAGCACUCUGCCAUCUUGGGUUCCAGACAUACAAGUGCCAUUCUCUUUACAGGAAAUCGGCGUCAACCUUUACGAACGGUUCAUAAAUUCCGGAAAAUUCAAGGCAAAUGAGUAUUCGUUGUCCAAUAACGUCAAUUUCGAUAUGGGAUCUCUCUCAUUGCGACCGCUCUCUCCCUGCGAUAUUCGCAUCAUUUCACGAAGUGGAUAUCUAGAGGUCACAGCAAUCAGAGUAUGCAAUCUUCGCGGAUUUUUUACUGAUGACGGUCGAUAUCGGCAGUCAUUUGUUCGGCCUGGGCACGAGGACGGUCCGGAAAUGAAAGCUACAUUGAUCCUACCUAUUCCGUUGCGUCGUAACAUCUCCCACCACAUACGACAAGAUGACAGUCUUUUCUGGCUUCACAGCAUCAACGGAUACGCACUACUUAGGUCGACGUGUGCCUCUUCAACUUAUAAUCUUCUAUGCGCCUGUGAUCUACUAUUCGAGAAUCUUGACACUGGUAAAGUGGCGAAAAACAUGAGCUUCGAGCUGUUCAGCUUAGUCGACCAAAAACGACUGGAAGAGCGAAAAGAAUGUCUUAUCGAAACUUUCCGACUGAUUGUUGGAGGAGACCAUGUGCAGUCAAUGUCGGAGUUGUCAGCAGAGCCUCUCUUGUUGAAGCUUGCUGCGUACGUUUCCCGCCACAAGACCGAUUCAAAGGCGAGUCUUUGGAAGAUAUGGAAGCAACUCGAAGCCAAGCUCAAGCCUUACCUUGAAGACGAACGGGGGAUCCAGCUACUACUUUGUGGCAUAACUGGGGCAGAACCCAUCACCUUGGGAAGUUCGCAAGACGGUAGGCCUUUACAGGCCUUUUUAUACAAAGGUUGUAUGCUGAGGUCCUCGGAGUCCCUCCUAACCCUCCUGUGGUCGCUGCUACCCAAGAGAAGGCAAUGCGUCAACAAAGCUGCCGAUGCGGAAAAGGUUCCGCUUUCGGACGAAGAAAUAUUGAAGGGAUUUCAGGAAUGGGCCGAUAUAUCAAGCGACCUCUUAUUUGCCAUGUCCCAUUCAAUUGAAUAUGAGGAUGAGUCCUUUUUUGGAAUUCGGUCAUCCGUGGAGAUGCAAAAAUACUGGUUGAAAGCAUUCAAUAGGUUCGAACACAAGAUAAUGCCUCAACGGAGCAAUGUCAUGGGAGUCAUGGAGGCCAUUGCUUACGUUUUAAGAUUAUUUCCGCCCAUGGAGCAGAACCAGAAAUAUACAGGCCCUUCUAGUUACAUCGACGAAAUUCUAGACUCUCAAACAAAGGAGAUUGCGUGGUCACACUUUACGAGGGGCUGUCUGUGGGACUGGGAAGUGGUAGGAAGCAAUUUUGAGAAAAGGUGGAAGAUUUUGCAGCACUUGGGCCAGCACCAGUGGUUAGCUUCAUGGCGAGAUGGGCUCACUGAUGAACUCAACGGACUGGAGCAACAAAUGUUGAUUCGCUAUCGACUGAAUUCCUUUGGAUUCAACUUGAGUUUACCUUCCAAAAUUACCAUUCAAUAA
Messenger RNA from Colletotrichum paranaense, 2841 nucleotides. RefSeq names its product heterokaryon incompatibility protein. NCBI's taxonomy places the organism in Eukaryota, Fungi, Ascomycota, Sordariomycetes, Glomerellales, Glomerellaceae. The transcript has a single exon. The record is from RefSeq and is a predicted model, not a curated record. The coding region runs from base 1 to 2841 and encodes 946 amino acids.